Molecule: messenger RNA, 883 nt
Organism: Belonocnema kinseyi
Lineage: Eukaryota; Metazoa; Arthropoda; Insecta; Hymenoptera; Cynipidae
Gene: mRpL41
Product: 39S ribosomal protein L41, mitochondrial
Exons: 3
Coding region: 218-790 (190 amino acids)
Biological process (GO): translation
Cellular component (GO): mitochondrial large ribosomal subunit
Molecular function (GO): structural constituent of ribosome
Source: RefSeq, a predicted model, not a curated record
UAGAAUGGGAAGAUACUUGUGUAAAAACUAAUUACAGUAUUUUUCUAAAUUUUGAAAAAUCGAUAUACCAUUCGAUAUAUAUCGAUAAUUUUAUUUAAGUUUUCUGUCAAGCAGCUUACUUCAUAGAUCGUUGAUUUGACCACAGUACGAGUAGUUUAUGUAGUUUUUUAUUUAUUUCGAGUGUCCAAUUACGACAACAACUUGAAAGUUCUUAAAAAUGGCUUCUGCGUGUUUGGUUAUCACUCGAGGAAUUUCAACGACGUGUGCUCGCUAUGGAAAACGUAAUUUUCGAAAAUUUAUGUUGCAUGGUAAACGAGGAUCCAGGUUCCACAAAGAAAGAGAGGCGGGUCCAGAUCGUCAGCUUCCAGUCGACAAACGAGGCGUCAGGGACAUUGGAUACAUGGAAGGAAAUUUAUAUAAUGUUGUACCCGAAAUGAUACCGGAAAUCAUUGUUCCCUCUCUGGAAGGCUUCAAAUUAAAACCGUACGUCACGUAUCAAUCUGAAAAUGUGACCCAGGAGGAGUUUACUCCUGAAGACUUGUUUAAUGCAGUUUAUGCCACAAAAAUCGCAGAUGACUUCGAAAAAGGCCAAUUGACUUCCGAUGGUCAAGCGCUAAAUCCCAGCGAGAACGAAAAACUUACACCGGACGAAGCCAAACUUCGAGCGGCUAAAACUGGCGCGGACAUGUUUGACGCCGAUAAAGAAGAAAUUAUUCGGGCUUACAAAAAAAUGAUAGAGGACAGUAAACUCAAGGCAAAAGAAAACUUGAAAACUCGAAUACAGUACUAAAAUUAGUUUAGUAAUGAACAAUUACAGUGAAAUAAGCAAUAAAAGGGGCGACUGUCUUCGUUCAAAUAAACAAAAUAGUAUGAAAUGGAGUAA